This is a messenger RNA of Schizophyllum commune H4-8, 414 nucleotides long. RefSeq lists its product as uncharacterized. The record is from RefSeq and is a predicted model, not a curated record. NCBI's taxonomy places the organism in Eukaryota, Fungi, Basidiomycota, Agaricomycetes, Agaricales, Schizophyllaceae. The coding region runs from base 1 to 414 and encodes 137 amino acids. The transcript has 3 exons.
AUGCCAUCCCCGUGGCCUCAGGACUGUGCGAUGGAAGCUGAAAGCCACCGUUCGCAUUAUCUGCUCACCUACGAUUCGGAGGAGUCGCAACAUGACAUGAUCAUACGCGCCUUUGAUGGGCGUUUAAUCACGGCCCCGGUAGAUAUCUUGCCCAGCACAAAGGUCCUGGAUAGCGCGACCGGAACAGGUAUCUGGACACUGCAAGCAUCUGCUCGAUAUCCAGAUGCUAGCUUCACCGGCAUCGACAUUGAAUCAGCAAACUUCCCCGUAUCCCCACCCCCAGACACCGAGUUCCUUGUCCACAGUAUCACUGCACUGCCUGAGGAGUGGUCCAGCACGUUCGACCUCGUUCACCAGCGCCUGCUCAUAUCUUCAUUGUGCGCCGAGCAAUCGGAGAAGCACAUCGCGUCCUAA